This is a messenger RNA of Penicillium canariense, 942 nucleotides long. RefSeq names its product putative 3-oxo-5-alpha-steroid 4-dehydrogenase. Bases 1 to 942 code for a protein of 313 amino acids. Gene Ontology annotation, molecular function: 3-oxo-5-alpha-steroid 4-dehydrogenase activity. The transcript has 3 exons. Gene Ontology annotation, biological process: dolichol-linked oligosaccharide biosynthetic process; polyprenol catabolic process. Gene Ontology annotation, cellular component: endoplasmic reticulum. The record is from RefSeq and is a predicted model, not a curated record. Lineage: Eukaryota; Fungi; Ascomycota; Eurotiomycetes; Eurotiales; Aspergillaceae.
AUGGACCUCCUCGCGCACGGCGUUGAUAGCGCCUUGGAUGCCGCGCACAUGGAUGCCGUCGACGCCCUGCGCGCCUUCUUCCUCCUCGCCGCCGCCACGACCGUCUCGGUCAGUAUCCCCUCGGCCCUGCGCGACCGCUUCCUCGUCUAUGGCCCGCGCGCGACGUCGGGCGCCCGAGACCAGCCCUCAGCCGCGGGACUGCUCGAUUUCCUCGCGACCUGGCAGGUGCCGCACGGCUACUUUGCCCAGUUCUACGUCGCAUCCGUGGUGUCAUCGGUGUUCUGGGCGGUCCAGCUGGGCUGGCGGGGGUGUGUGUUCGAGUCCAUCGCGUCGCGGGUGAGCGCGGAGCAUCUGCAGCAGUCCAUGUCGCUCACCCAGGUGCUCAUUUGCUGGCUGCUGCUCGCCAUCCAGGGCUCGCGACGGCUGUGGGAGAGCGUCAUCUUCCGAAAGCCCUCCUCGUCGCAGAUGUGGUGUGUGCACUGGCUCCUCGGACUGGGAUUCUACCUCGCCGCCGGAGUCGCCAUCUGGAUCGAGGGUUCAGGCGCAAUCCGGUCCCGCUCCCUCACCCUCGCCGACCUCCAAAUCACCAACGCACCCACCCUCCGCACCUUCAUCUGUGUGCCUCUCUUUCUCAUCGCCUCGGGCCUCCAGCACGACUGCCACCACUUCCUCUUCUCCUUGAAAAAAUACACCCUUCCCGACCACCCACUCUUCCGCGGCAUUGUGUGCCCGCACUACGGCGCCGAGUGCCUCAUUUACCUGUCGCUCACGUAUCUGGCCGCGCCGCCGGGCCAGAUCGUCAACAAGACGAUGCUGUGCUGCCUGGCCUUUGUGGCGGUGAACCUGGGGCUGACUGCGCAGAACACGAAGCAAUGGUACAUGCAGAAAUUUGGCCGGGAAGCGGUGCAGGAUCGGUGGCUGAUGAUUCCGUAUAUCUACUAA